AUGCCCCUUCUGCAGCCUUCAUCAUCUCGUCACGAAGUCGAGGUACCCAAGCCAUUGCGUGUCAACAAGCCAUCAAUCUCUGUUUCCUCUUCUUCCUCUUCGCUAUCGCCACAGCAGCCUCGACCGGUAUUGAAACCAGAACCAGACCUACAGAAUAUUGAGCAUCCUGAGCCGUUUCGUAUCAAAAGGUCAACAAGCACUACCGCUCCCGUAUUUUCACCAUCACCAUGUCCUCGUACUAAAAAGUUCAUUCGGCCGCUCGCUACGAAUGAGCCAUCAAUCUCUACUCUGCUACCACUGAAAUCAGCUCCAUACCAACAUCGCCGUCUAGAGAUUUCCCCCUCACCACUACGACCUCGUCUCACUCCACCACCAAAAGAGAAGCCAUUCGACACUGUUCAUCGAAAGUUGGACGCGAAGACUUCUCACAUUCCAAACUUACUCAUCAGACGGACAAGGACGUAUCACAUAACCAACGGACCAGCAACAGCCGCCCUCCCUUCAGGAACCCAUGUCUUGAUAACGACCGGAAACACAACUCCCUCAACGUCAAAAUCAUCUACCUUCCUCUCUGUUCCUACCUCUCCCUUCCGAGACAAAGAGAGCCCGCUUCUUCAAAGCAAUUUCAACACUGGUGUCGACGCCGUCCUCCCGGCACCGCUAGCGCAGACCCUCCCCAAACACAAGGACAUUCUUCACAUCCCUCAGUCCAUAUCCCCAUCACCCACAAAACGACGCACAGAAGUCAAGAGGAGAUGGACAGGAACGCGGAAAGCCAUUUCCUCUUUACUUCCCCGGAAUCUCGAUCCAAGAUUGCACAAGGAUAUCGAGGUAAUAAACGAGAAGCUCAAAAUGACUGCACAGGCGGUGACCAAGUCAGGGGAUGAGUGGAGAAACUAUGCUACUUUCGUGCCGACUAGAAGUAAUUGUGGCGUAUCUCAAGGAACCAGGAAGGAAGCGUUGAAUGGUGCGUUGGAAGUCCACAGGUAUACUGAUAGGAGAAGUGGGGAGAGUGAGUCGGUACAAGUGAGAGACACUACUGUUCAACGGAUAGUUGAAAUCAGAGGGUUGACGCUGGAACACAUCAGGUCGCGUGGGCGGCUUCACAGAACGCCGUAG
Messenger RNA from Alternaria burnsii, 1119 nucleotides. RefSeq lists its product as uncharacterized. The transcript is spliced from 2 exons. The record is from RefSeq and is a predicted model, not a curated record. NCBI's taxonomy places the organism in Eukaryota, Fungi, Ascomycota, Dothideomycetes, Pleosporales, Pleosporaceae. Bases 1 to 1119 code for a protein of 372 amino acids.